This is a messenger RNA of Ipomoea triloba (trilobed morning glory), 3739 nucleotides long. Its product is annotated as receptor-like protein 35. The transcript has 2 exons. NCBI's taxonomy places the organism in Eukaryota, Viridiplantae, Streptophyta, Magnoliopsida, Solanales, Convolvulaceae. The coding region runs from base 12 to 3557 and encodes 1181 amino acids. The record is from RefSeq and is a predicted model, not a curated record. Gene Ontology annotation, molecular function: protein binding.
UGAUCUGAUAGAUGGCCACUUCUCAUAUAUUAUUGCUCUCUUUCCUGUUUCAUAUUCUUCUUCUCUUUUCACUUCCUUUGGAGACUGCAACUUCAGACACAGCUGAGGGAAGAGCCCUUCUCAAAUGGAAGAACACCCUUUUCAAUACUGAUGCUCUUCAUUCUUGGUCCAUUGCUAAUCUUGACAACAUUUGUUGGAAUUGGACGGGUAUCACUUGCAACAAUGCUGGAGCUGUUUAUAAGAUAAAGCUGGACAAUUUCAGUCUCUCAGGUACACUUGAAAGCCUUGAUUUCAUUUCAUUUCCAAAUAUCACCCGUUUUAGCCUCCAUAAUAACAGCUUUACUGGAUCAAUUCCAUAUGCUAUUGCUAAUCUUUCCCAACUAGUUUUCUUGGACCUCAGUUGGAACGAUUUUGUAAAUUUCAUACCAACAGAGAUUGGAAGAUUAACAAAUCUCCGGUUCUUGUACUUCGGAGUAAACAAUCUUUCUGGAAGUAUUCCCUCCCAAAUAAGCUAUCUUCAACACCUUACUUUCAUCUCCUUUAAUUAUAAUUCUUUGACUGGCCAAAUUCCAGAAGCAAUAUUCUCCAAUUUGAGCAACAUUCAAACUUUUGAUUGUGGAUGGAAUAUGUUCCAUGGGCCAUUUCCAACAAGUUUAGUCAGGCUAUCCAAGCUUAAACAACUUGACCUAAGUGGAAACAAUUUCUAUGGGUCAAUACCUCCUACAAUUGGAAAUCUAAGUUCACUAACCAAUCUUUAUCUUGGCUCCAACAUGUUGCAAGGAAAUAUUCCUCAAACACUUUGCAAACUUCAAUCCCUUGAGGGUCUUUAUUUAUAUAACAAUACUUUGAGUGGUAUAAUUCCUCAAUGUUUGGAGAAUGUUACCUCACUGAGAUAUCUUUCUCUCUACUCUAACAUGUUGCAAGGGAAUAUUCCUAGAACACUUUGCAAACUUCACUUCCUUGAGGGUCUUUAUUUAUAUAACAAUACUUUGAGUGGUAUAAUUCCUCAAUGUUUGGAGAAUGUUACCUCACUGAGAUAUCUUUCUCUCUACUCUAACAUGUUGCAAGGGAAUAUUCCUAGAACACUUUGCAAACUUCACUUCCUUGAGGGUGUUUAUUUAUCUAGCAAUGCUUUGAGUGGUCAGAUUCCUCAAUGUUUGGGAAACUUAACCGCAUUGAGAUAUCUUUAUCUCUAUUCCAACAUGUUGCAAGGAAAUAUUCCUAAAGCACUUUGCAAACUUCAAUCCCUGGAGGGUGUUUAUUUUUCUAGCAAUACUUUGAGUGGUCAGAUUCCUCAAUGUUUGGGAAAUUUAACCUCACUGAGAUAUCUCUAUCUCGACUCCAACAUGUUGCAAGGAAAUAUUCCUGGAGCACUUUGCAAGUUUCAAUCACUUGAGGUUCUUUAUUUAUCAAACAAUACUUUGAGCGGUCUGAUUCCUCAAUAUUUGGGAAAUGUAACCUCACUGAGAUAUCUUUCUCUCUCCUCCAACAUUUUGCAUGGAAAUAUUCCAAAAACACUUUGCAAACUUCACUCCCUGGAGGGUGUCUAUUUAUCUAGCAAUGCUUUGAGUGGUCAGAUUCCUCAAUGUUUGGGAAAUGUAACCUCACUAAGAUAUCUUGACCUCAGCUAUAAUAAGUUGCAAAGAAAUAUUCCUAGAGAACUUUGCAAACUUCACUCCCUUGAGAGUGUUGAUUUUUAUAGCAAUGCUUUGAGUGGUCAGAUUCCUCAAUGUUUGGGAAAUUUAACCUCGUUGAGAUAUCUUGACCUCGGCUAUAAUAAGUUACAAAGAAAUAUUCCUGAAGCACUUUGCAAACUUCACUCCCUAGAGAAUCUUUUUUUAUGUACAAAUGCUUUGAGUGGUCAUAUUCCUCAAUGUUUGGGAAAUUUAACCUCACUAAGAUAUCUUUACCUCUACACCAACUUGCUAUUGCAAGGAAAUAUUCCUAAAACACUUUGCAAACUUCACUCCCUAGAGGUCCUUUCUUUAGGUGAAAGUAGUUUGAACGGUCCGAUUCCUCAAUGUUUGGGAAAUGUAACCUCACUGAGGAAACUUUAUAUUAUCAACAACAUUUUGAUGAAAGGAAGUAUUCCGAAAUCACUAUGCAAACUCCUUUCUCUUGAGGGAAUAUAUUUAGCCAAGAAUGGGUUGGAAGGUUUGAUCCCAUGGUGCUUUGGAAAUAUAUCCUCACUAAAAUUUAUUCAUCUUGGCUUCAGCCAGCUGAAGGGAAGUAUUCCAGGAUCACUAUGCAAUCUUCAACAAUCUCUUGAACUGCUCAUUCUAUCCAACAACAAUUUGGAUGGCCCAAUUCCUCAAUGCCUGGGAAAAUUGAAAUAUUUGACAACUUUAAUUGUUUCUGAAAACAAGCUUGGAGGCAUGUUAGCUCCAACUCUAGUUCCAUCAACUAGUAAUGGCACAGAUCAAACAAAAAAUUCUAGUUUGAUUUAUGGAACGGAUACAUGGUUGUGCAGUUUGAGUUCCUUGCAAUAUCUUGAUCUAUCAGAUAACAAUUUACAUGGUCCAUUGCCUCGUUGCUUAGAGAACUUCAGCAAGGAGCUUACUGUUAUUAAUUUAGCAAGAAAUCAUUUUCAGGGAUCUAUUCAAGGAGUUUGUAGAAUCGGAAACAUCUUGGAGUAUUUCAAUUUGAAUAACAAUCAAUUGGGAGGCCCACUGCCCCGAGGUUUGAGAAAUUGCAACAACCUUAAAUUUCUAGAUCUUGGAAACAACAGGUUUCAUGAUUCAUUCCCUCAUUGGUUAGAUACUCUUCUUGAUUUGCGUGUUCUUGUGUUGAGAUCUAAUCAUUUUUAUGGUGAAAUAUGCACUUCUAACACUACAUUUCCAUUUCCAAAGCUGCAUAUAUUUGAUAUCUCACACAAUGAGUUCAAUGGUCCUUUGCCAAGAUAUUAUAUGGAGAACUUUGAAGCCAUGCAGAGGGCAAAUGAUGAUGAGAGGUUGUCACUUUAUGAAGCUUCAUUAAGCCUGGUGUGGAAAGGGGUGGAGCUUCAAGUGGUGCAUUAUAAUAUCUGCACAUCCCUUGAUUUAUCCCGUAACUACUUCCAUGGUGAGAUUCCAAAAUCUUUGGGAAGGUUAGUUCUAAUUCGGUUUCUCAAUUUCUCACACAAUCAGCUCACUGGUUAUAUCCCACCAUCAUUGGGAAAUUUGACGAUUCUUGAGGCACUCGAUCUAUCAUCGAAUAAACUAGUGGGCGAGAUUCCAGGGCAACUUUCAAAAUCCUUGACAUUUCUCGCUGUACUAAAUCUUUCUUAUAAUAAUCUUUCUGGUCCUAUACCUAAUGGCCCACAGUUUGACACCUUUGAAAACAAUUCCUAUUUAGGAAACACGGCUCUGUGUGGAUUUCCACUAACUUUGAAAUGCCAAAACAGAGGUGAAGGAAAAGCACCAGAUUUGGAGGAUUCACACAAUUUUGGGAGUGGAUUUGGUUGGCAAAGUGUUGUUAUUGGAUACAGUUGUGGCAUGCCAUUUGGUAUUUUGAUAGGAUAUCUCAUAUUCAAGUAUGGAAAACCACGGUGGCUUAUAAGGUUAAUACUUGGGAAUUGAUAUGGGAGUGCAAAGAGUCAAGAGGAUAGUGAGAUAAAGCAAUGCAGCAGUCUUAGUUUGUGGUUUUCUUUGUCUGUUUUUACAGUUUUUGCUGUCUUCAAUUUCAUGCCAUAGGUGUGUGAUUGUUGUAGUGUUUGGUUUGUAAUUGUUCUCAUUUUGAAUGAAAUGCAAUAAAUUAUUAC